AUUUUUAGGUCGGGAAAGCAAUUUACAUUAUGGGCUUUUUAUUUUCCAAAUAUGUUCCACAGAUAGUAGUAAUAUCAAAGAGUUGGUGCAUAUAUUGUAAACGAACACGUAAAGCGCUUGCUGCAUAUCCUCUCAAAGGAGAUGCAAUGGAAUGGAUCGACAUCAACAAAAGAUCUGAUGGAAAAGAAAUUUUGGACUAUAUGGAAAAGAUAACUGGAUCAAGAAGAGUGCCACGAAUUUUCAUCGGCGGUGAAUUUUUUGGAGGUUGCGAUGAAAUGAAUGCAGCAAAAAAGGACGGUGUUUUAGAGCAUAAGCUUAGUGCGAUUGGAGCUGUAUGAAAAAAUUGAAAGCAAAGUUAUCUGAAGGAUUACAUAACGAUACGAUGCAAAGUGUACAACCGGAACCUCAAAUCACCAUGAAUUGUAUCUUAGUGGAUUUAAUUUCAUAUUACCUUCUGAUAUAUUUUUUACAGAAUAAUCACGCGAUGCCUUUGCUGUGAGUGAUAAAAAUUUCAAGUUUUAACUGAGUAACACCUCCAC
Molecule: messenger RNA, 539 nt
Organism: Loa loa (African eye worm)
Lineage: Eukaryota; Metazoa; Nematoda; Chromadorea; Rhabditida; Onchocercidae
Exons: 3
Coding region: 30-338 (102 amino acids)
Source: RefSeq, a predicted model, not a curated record